GUUCCGCCAUGGUGAAGUUCCUUAAGCAGGGGAAGGUUGUCAUUGUUUUGAACGGCCGCAUGGCUGGAAAGAAGGGAAUCAUUGUUAAGACCUUCGACGAUGGCACCGACGGCAGAAAAUACGGACAUGCCAUUGUAGCGGGCAUCGACAGGGCGCCAUUGAAGGUGAAGAAGUCCAUGUCCGAGAAGAAGGUCCAGAAGCGCUCCCGUGUCAAACCCUUCUUGAAACUUGUCAACUUCAACCAUCUCAUGCCUACCCGUUAUUCUGUCGAUGUUGACUUCAAGCCCAUGGGAAUUUCCCCAGAAGUAGUUACCAACCCGUCCAAGAGGGAGGAGGCCAGAAAGGCUAUCAAGCAGGCUUUCCAGGAGCGAUACACACAGGGAAAGAACAGGUGGUUCUUCAGCAAGCUCCGAUUCUAAAUUCUUUUGCCCUGGAAUCUUGAAAUAAUGUAAGAUUUUUUGGAAA
Molecule: messenger RNA, 465 nt
Organism: Guillardia theta CCMP2712
Lineage: Eukaryota; Cryptophyceae; Pyrenomonadales; Geminigeraceae
Gene: RPL27e
Product: large subunit ribosomal protein L27e, cytoplasmic
Exons: 3
Coding region: 9-419 (136 amino acids)
Biological process (GO): translation
Cellular component (GO): cytosolic large ribosomal subunit; ribosome
Molecular function (GO): structural constituent of ribosome
Source: RefSeq, a predicted model, not a curated record